CUCGUUUUGGUUGACCAUUUGAUAAAAUAAAAUAUUCUUGUCGCAUCUUGUUUUGUAGAACUUUUCAUAUACUUUUGAAUGAUAUAAUUUUUAAUUUUUAUUACUCUACCAAUUUAAAAUUAAAGUGAUUUUAAAAGAGAUGAUAUUUUGCACGUCGUUCAAAGUGUUGCAAAUAAAUUGGGACGGAGGGAGUAUAAAAUAUUUAAUAAUUGGGAACAAAUAUGAAAAAGAACAUAUAAUUGGCUACUAUUUAUGAAACUACUCUUUUUAUUAAAAGAAUUAUUGAUUUAAUUUCACACGGAUUAAAGAUGGAUGCGUUCACAGGAUAUAUCUCUUCUUCAUGGAUUGGGUGUCAAAUUUGUUCUUGUGCCAGGGACGCAUGUGCAGAUUGAUAGGCUUUUGUCUCAGCGUGGAAGGGAACCAGAGUAUGUAGGUCGCUACAGAAUCACAGACCCUGAUUCCCUAGAGGCGGCAGUGGAUGCCGCUGGAAGAAUUCGAAUGCUUUUAGAGACAAAGUUGUCCCCUGGACCUUCCCUCACUGGCAUCCGCCGACACGGAGACAAUAGUCGCUGGCAUGACAGUGUCAGUGUUGCCAGUGGUAACUUCUUAGCUGCUAAGAGAAGGGGAGUUGUUGAGGGAAUUGAUUACGGAUCAACCGGUGAAGUGAAGAAGAUUGAUGUUUCUCGAAUACGCGAGAGGCUUGAUCAAGACUCCAUUGUGUUAAUCAGCAAUGUUGGUUAUUCGAGUUCUGGCCAAGUUUUAAAUUGCAACACAUAUGAAGUUGCUACAGCCUGCGCAUUGGCCCUUGGUGCAGAGAAACUUAUUUGCAUUAUGGACGGUCCGAUAUUAGAUGAAUCCGGUCGUCUCAUUCGUUUCUUAACCCUUGAGGAUGCAGACUUGCUGGUGCGCAGAAGAGCUUAUCAAAGUGAAACUGCAGCAACUUAUGUGAAAGCAGUCGGUCAUGAAGGCCUAUUGGACUAUGAACCUUCAGAUCGAUCAGUGUUUUCCCUAUAUGGGAAUGGAUCAUUCCAGAAUGGGGUUGGCUUUGACAACGGGAACGGACUUUUGUGUGGGGAAAAAGGUUUUGCAAUCGGUGGACAAGAGAGGCUAAGUCGAUUGUAUGGUUACCUUUCAGAGUUAGCCGCAGCAGCUUUUGUUUGUAGAGGAGGUGUUCAAAGAGUUCAUCUCUUAGAUGGGACCAUUGGUGGGGUUUUAUUGAAGGAAUUGUUUCAAAGGGAUGGGAUUGGUACAAUGGUGGCUAGUGAUCUUUAUCAAGGAACUCGAAUGGCAAAGGAAACAGAUGUUCCUGGGAUAGAAAAACUAUUGCAAACUUUAGAAGAGGAUGGGGAAUUGGCCGCGAGGACAGAGGAGGAUCUUCGUGAGGCAUUGGGUUCCUUCAUCGUCGUGGAAAGAGAGGGUCAAAUCAUAGCUUGUGGUGCUCUCUUUCCCUUCUUGAAAGACAAAUGCGCGGAGGUUGCUUCUCUUGUUGUUUCUCCCGAUUGUCGUUGCCAAGGACAAGGAGACAAAUUACUUGAUUACAUUGAAAGGAAGGCAUCUACCCUUGGGAUACAAAUGCUUUUUCUCUUCACAACUCGCAGUGCAGACUGGUUUAUAAGGCGCGGCUUUUCAGAAUGUUCCAUUGAUAAGAUACCGGCGGAGAGAAGAAAACGAAUUAACCUCUCAAAAUAUUACAUGAAGAGGUUGCAGCCUGAUAGAAGUGGUGUUUGCUUUGGUAUAGUACGUAGCGCAUUGGCUUAAUUGUGUGAAUGACCCUUGUACUUGGUGCAUUGCUGGUUGUACAUUAAACUGGACUUGCAAAACCUUUUUGUAAUACUACAAGUCCCUACUUCGUGAUAAAUAAAUAAAGAAAAGUUCAUACUUUAU
Molecule: messenger RNA, 1884 nt
Organism: Cuscuta campestris
Lineage: Eukaryota; Viridiplantae; Streptophyta; Magnoliopsida; Solanales; Convolvulaceae
Source: the annotation of a GenBank genome assembly